Molecule: messenger RNA, 1046 nt
Organism: Oryza sativa Japonica Group (Japanese rice)
Lineage: Eukaryota; Viridiplantae; Streptophyta; Magnoliopsida; Poales; Poaceae
Source: RefSeq, a predicted model, not a curated record
ACACAGCCCGGCCCAGAUGUUACAAGCGAAGUCAGAAUGGAACACCGCCAUAUCUCCACCAUUAGACCGGCUUAAACGCCCCCGCGGUGGUCUUCCUCCCCGACGCAAGCAGACGAGCCCACGGCCGCCGACGCCGCCCGCCGCCGGACUUCGCCGGAAUUUCGCCAUUCUGAUAUAAAUUAGUGCAUUGCAUCAGAAAAAUGGUUGUGGGGUUAAUAAAUGCUAACCCUGUAGUUUAUGAGAAAAAAGAGAGGCGUUCUCGGCAGGCACCAGAAACCACAGAUGAAAAUGCGGCAGAGGCUAUUGACCAGCUAGAAAUAUUUGAUCAUAUUAGAGACAUAAAGGAUCCAGAGCACCCAUACUCACUCGAAGAGCUUAAUGUUGUAACUGAGGAUUCAGUUGAAAUCAAUGAUGAACUUAGUCAUGUCAGGGUUACUUUUACCCCAACAGUGGAGCGUUGCAGUAUGGCGACCGUCAUUGGACUUUGCCUGCGUGUGAAACUUAUGCGGAGUCUUCCCCCUCGAUACAAGGUGGACAUAAGGGUGGCGCCUGGAUCACAUGCAACUGAAACUGCAGUGAACAAGCAACUGAACGACAAAGAACGUGUUGCAGCUGCUCUGGAAAAUCCAAACCUUCUGGACAUUGUUGAGGAGUGCUUGUCACCAACGUUUGCUUGAGACCUGAAUACAAGUAUACAACUGGGAGCCUGUGUGUUGAAAUGUUUCAAAACUACACUGAAUUACCCUACGACGUGUAGCAUGACCUUGUCAUUUGAGAUACCUUAUGUGGUGCAGGGCGUGUGCAUGAAUUUUGAUGGUCUGUACCUUUCUAUAAGGAUACUACUGCUCUACCGUUUCAUACCUUUUUUCUUUUUAUGGCCUGUGACCUGCCAGAGCAUAAUUGAAACGAUAUAAGGAAAUACUCGUAUAUGAAGUAUAUUGCGCUGUAGGCUUUUUACCUCUCGAAUAUGAAGUACUGUCUGGAUGUCAAUAUCCAUGAAAAGAAACUGAAGGAUAUUCCAUGAUUUUAUGCCAUCUCUGUAAUUA